ACGAGCAAUAUCUCAUAUAUAUAUGUGAAUGUUUGUCAUUCAUUCUUUUACAUACACAUCGAUCGUUUAAUUUGGAUCAAGGGAACAAUUCUUGCAUUCGAAAUCAAGACCUCUAAGUUAUCUGAAUCAUAAGAAUGAUAGAGGCACAAGUCGCUAACAAUGGUGUUGUAAGCAACAACAAUGGUUGUCAAGUGAGGAGAGUUCAUAUUGUCUAUUAUCUUUGUCAUAAUGGACGUAUCGAACACCCUCAUCUCAUUCGUAUUCAUCAUCGUUCACAUAAUGGUGUUCACUUAAAAGAUGUUAAGAGAUGGCUAUCUAAACUACGAGGAGAGGACAUGCCACAAAAAUUCGCUUGGUCAUACAAGAGAAAGUACAAAGGAGGAUAUAUUUGGCAAGACAUAUUGGAUGAAGACCUCAUAACCCCAAUUUGUGACAACGAAUAUGUUCUUAAAGGAUCACAAAUAUCCAAAACAACAUCAAACAAUGUGAAUGAAGACUUUGAGCCAAAAAGUUCGUCACCAUAUGAAGUCAUUACAAAUGAUCAAAAAUACCCUUCAACAAGAAAAGAAUAUUCUCUAGAUUUCUCAACGAAUACUUCAACUAACAUCGAAGAAUCCUCGUUUGGCUCCAAUGUGGAAACAGAGGACACAAUAAAGAAUCAAGACGAAUACAAAGACGAAGAAGUUGUACAAAACCUACAGGACAAAAAUGAGAAUAAUUCCUUGAAGGAAAGGUUGUUGAAUAAGAACGCGAAUGAUUACAAUGAAAAUAAUAAUAAGAACAAGAAAAGUGGUAUUCGUGAAAGUGUAACAAGUUGUUUCAAAGUUUCUCCAUCACCAACUACGUCGUUUAGAAAAUCUAAUCGAGCAUCAUCCAUGUUACGGAAUUGGAUCACUUGUGGGACUACUAGCACACAUGAAAAUGCGGUGGUAGUGAAUAGUAAACGACAUAGUAGUAGAAUUUUUUCUACGGUAAAUUGUAAAGAAAAUAACACGGGUCGUCAGUUGUGCAAAGAACAGACGUUCAAAGAAUACGAGAAAAGCUUUGAUGGGGAGAGUAGAUUUAACAAGAACAAGAGUAAGAAGGAGAAGGAUGACUCAAAUAAUGUCAAAACAUUUCCAGCAGCUCAUAAGCCUUUUAAUGGCCCGAAAUGCUCGCAGUGCGGGAGGCAGUUCAAUCCCGAGAAGCUUCAUAGCCACAUGCAAUACUGCAGAGGAAUGAAAGCAAUGGCCAGGUCUGCCAGCUCAAGGGCUAAAACAAAGACAUCAAGACCAUAUUCACCAUCUACAACUCCAUCUUUGCAUACCUUAUUACUUGAAAAAUAGCAUAACACUGCUACUCGGUUUUUGAGCUUCCUUUUGAUGUUGUUUCCCAUUUAUGUUACUAUUUGUGACAAUAGGGUGAUAGUCGACUCACUGAAAGCAAUACUUGUGUAAAAUCAAAGAAUGUAUGUGUAUAAAGAAUUACUAGUUGUACUAUGCUCAA
Messenger RNA from Erigeron canadensis, 1485 nucleotides. RefSeq names its product protein SOSEKI 1. The transcript is spliced from 5 exons. Bases 135 to 1325 code for a protein of 396 amino acids. Lineage: Eukaryota; Viridiplantae; Streptophyta; Magnoliopsida; Asterales; Asteraceae. The record is from RefSeq and is a predicted model, not a curated record.